Messenger RNA from Triticum turgidum subsp. durum (durum wheat), 516 nucleotides. NCBI's taxonomy places the organism in Eukaryota, Viridiplantae, Streptophyta, Magnoliopsida, Poales, Poaceae. The record is from the annotation of a GenBank genome assembly.
AUGCUCGUGCUCCGGAACCCGUUCCGGCGGAUCCCGGUGUACGCGGACAUGAGCGUGUCCUCGGACGACUACUCGGCGGCGCGGGCGCACCCGCUGGACAACCCGCUCAACACGGGGCUCUACUACGUGAAGGCGACGAGCCGGGGCGUGCGCAUGCUCGAGCACUGGCGGGCGGCGCGGGCGAGGUUCCCCGGCGCGCACGACCAGUCGGUGUUCCACAACAUCAAGCGCGAGCUCGUCCAAAAGCUGGGGGUCGCCAUCGAGCCCCUCGACACGGUCUACUUUGGCGGGUUCUGCGAGUACCACGACGACCUCGCCCGCGCCUGCACCAUGCACGCCGACUGCUGCGUCGGCGUGGACAACAAGGUGCACGACCUCCGGGACAUCGCCGCCGACUGGAGGAGGUACAGGGGCAUGGCGCCGGUGGAGAGGAAGAAGGCGGCCGGGAAUAUGACAUGGACGGUGCCCGCGCGGUGCCGGAGGUCCGUGAACUGGAGUAAGCCCGUGCACCCCUGA